AGAGUAUCAUCUCUCCGACACUCACACACUCCAUCUAUUUGAUUCGACAGCUUCUACGAAGAUAUCUUAUCAAUCAAAAGAGCUCUCGUGGAUCAUCAGAAACUUGCUCAAACGAUGAGUGUAGUGUCGAAUCAUCACUCGAACGGAAACGGCAACUCAACAGUCUACGAUACGAACGGAAACGAUGAAAUCAAAAAAGAGGUGAAAGAUGAGCCAAUGGCAUCAGACAGUGAAGUUCCAUUCGGUGAACUGAUGAAAAGAGAUAAAAAAGAAAAGAAACAAAAGAAGAGGAAAGCUGAAAGUGGAUCAGAUGAGGAUGAUUAUAAGCCCGAGAAGAGAAAGUCUUCGGCGAAAAAUGGGAAAAAGAAGGAUGUUGGAAGUGAUUCUGAGGAUGAUUAUAAGCCUGAAAAGAAGAAAAGCAAGAAAAAUAAUAAGAAAAAAGCUCAGGAGAGUAGUGAGGAUGAUGAUGAAGAAUCAGAAGGAGAUGUUAGUGAAGAGGAUGUUAAGCCACAGAUCCAUUCCGACGAUGAACUAGAAGAAGAAGACGAAGCUCCGACGACAGAUGAUGAAGAGGAACAGAAGAGAAAGGAGAAAGAGCGUAGAAAAAAGGAAAAAAGGGAGAAAAAAGAGCGAAAAGAGAAGAAACGACUGGAGAAGGAGAAUCGGAAGAUUAAGGAAGAGGACGACGAGGAUUCGGAUGAUGAAGAUGAUGAAAAGGCGAAGAAAAAGAAACGAAAGUCAAAAGGAGCUGAAAAGAGCAAGCCAAGUACAUCAAAGAAAGACGCCGGCGGCAAAAAAGAGCCACCAAAGAAGAAAGUGAAGAAAGAGGAGGAUAUAGAAGAUAUAUGGGAAUGGUGGAAAGAGGAAAAGAAGCCUGCAGGUGUUAAAUGGAAUUCCCUUCAACACUGUGGACCACUAUUCGCUCCACCAUACAUUCCACUUCCAUCUCAUGUUCAUUUCAAAUAUGGUGGAGAGAAGAUGAAGCUGACUCUUGAAACGGAAGAAAUUGCUCAAUUUUAUGCUGGUGUACUGGAUCACGAGUAUUCGACAAAAGAGGCUUUCAACAAGAAUUUUAUGAAAGAUUGGAGAAAAGUGAUGACUGUCGAGGAACGUGAACGUAUACAUGAUCUGAAAAAGUGCGAUUUUCGAGCUAUCGAUGCUUAUCAAAAAGAGCAACGGGAAAUUCGCAAAGCGAUGACUAAAGAGGAAAAGUUGAAGAUUAAAGAGGAGAAGGAAGCGGAAGUGAAGAUUUAUGGAAUUGCAAUAAUUGAUGGUCAUCGGCAAAAGGUUGCAAAUUUCCGAAUUGAACCUCCAGGAGUGUUCCGUGGAAGAGGUGGACAUCCGAAGAUGGGUCUUAUCAAGAAGCGUAUCAUGCCAGAGGAUGUCAUCAUAAAUUGCGGAAAAGACACUGAAAUUCCAAAACCACCACCUGGGCACAAAUGGAAAGAAGUGAGACAUGACAAUACUGUUACGUGGCUGUGCUCUUGGACUGAAAGUGUGCUCGGACAGAAUAAGUACAUUAUGCUUAAUCCAUCUUCAAAGAUUAAAGGAGAAAAGGACUUUGAAAAGUACGAAACAGCGCGGCGACUUAAAAAGAAGAUUGGUGGAAUUCGUGAGCGGUAUACUGACGAUUUUAAGUCGAAGGAGAUGAGAGUUCGACAACGUGCUACGGCUUUGUAUUUUAUUGAUAAGUUGGCUCUUCGUGCUGGAAAUGAGAAGGAUGUAGAUGAAGCUGCUGAUACUGUUGGUUGUUGCUCACUUCGUGUUGAGCACAUUAAGCUCUUCGAUUCGGCGAAACUGAAUGAAGAUGAUAAGAAGGAAAAGGAGUUUGUUGUGGAAUUCGAUUUUCUUGGAAAGGAUUCGAUUCGUUAUUUCAAUCGAGUUUCUGUUGAGAAGCGAGUCUACAAGAAUUUGAAGAUAUUCAUGGAGGGAAAAGCUCCGAGUGAUGAUCUUUUCGAUCGUCUCGACACUGCAACACUCAAUGAUCAUUUGAGAAGUUUGAUGGAUGGUUUGACGGUAAAAGUGUUCCGUACCUAUAAUGCUUCGAUCACACUUCAAGAGCAACUGAUAAAGCUGACGAAUCCCAAGGACAAUGUGGCGGCAAAAAUUCUGUCAUACAAUCGUGCUAAUCGGCAGGUUGCGAUCCUUUGUAACCAUCAACGUGCCGUUUCGAAGGGAUUCGAUGAGUCGAUGCAAAAGUUGGAGCAAAAGAUCAAGGACAAAAAGAAGGAGGUGAAGGAAGCCGAAGCCGCGCUGAAGUCUGCUCGCGGAGCAGAAAAGGAGAAGGCCCAGAAGAAGUACGACAGACUGAAGGAGCAGUUGAAAAAGUUGAAAAUCUCAAGAACUGAUAAGGAUGAGAACAAACAGAUCGCGUUGGGUACUUCGAAACUCAAUUAUAUUGAUCCUCGGAUCACUGUCGCCUGGUGCAAGAAGUUUGAGGUUCCGUUGGAGAAGGUCUUCACCAAAACUCACCGUGAGAAAUUCCGUUGGGCCAUCGACAUGACAAACUCGUCGGAUGAGGAAUACGUCUUCUAGAAGUCAAUUUAGUCGUUUUUUUUCUUUUUUCUGCACUUUUUUCCUUAAUUUCUGAUCCAUUUUCUCUUUCUUUUUUUGUUUUUUCUCGGACUCUCGACUGUGAUUGUUACACACACCUUUGUUAAUCAUUUCGUUUAUUUUUUUUUUUUCUUUUUUUUUCUGAAAAAUCUUUAACCUUCACCAACAAACCCAACAAAAAAAAUCAAAUUUUCUAUUCCAAUUAUUCAUCACUAAUAAUUUAUUAUUCCUCUUAUUUCUCCAUUUCAAUCAAAUAUCUCUAAAUAUCUUGAAAUUUCCAAGUUUCUAUAGUUAUUUGCUCUUCAUGUCUAACGUUUUCUUUCUCCCCACUCUUCUAGUACAUGUAAUCCAUUCUAUCAUCUCAAAAAAAAAGAAUCCUAAGAUUUUUUUAGAAUUACCUUCUUAUUUUGCUCCAAUUGCUCUAAAAUAUCGUGUGUAGCCUCCUUUUGGGUAUGUUCAGACUGGAAAUUAGCUAUUUUCAGCCUUAAAAUGCCCCAAUUUCGUCUUUUUUUCUUCAUUACCCACAUGAUUAGUCCCAAGAAUUCUCGUCCCUCUUUCUCUCGCUUUCUUGUUUUUUUCUGUUUUAUUUAAAAAUCGCAUACACAUCGACUGAUUCAAGAAUUUAAUUUUGAUUUCAUGAAAAUUAUGAUAAUAAACGUUGCAUUUUCAG
Molecule: messenger RNA, 3223 nt
Organism: Caenorhabditis elegans
Lineage: Eukaryota; Metazoa; Nematoda; Chromadorea; Rhabditida; Rhabditidae
Gene: top-1
Product: DNA topoisomerase 1
Exons: 5
Coding region: 115-2535 (806 amino acids)
Biological process (GO): DNA topological change
Cellular component (GO): chromosome; nucleolus; nucleus
Molecular function (GO): DNA binding; DNA topoisomerase type I (single strand cut, ATP-independent) activity
Source: RefSeq, marked reviewed